Molecule: messenger RNA, 815 nt
Organism: Anguilla anguilla (European eel)
Lineage: Eukaryota; Metazoa; Chordata; Actinopteri; Anguilliformes; Anguillidae
Gene: fgf22
Product: fibroblast growth factor 22
Exons: 2
Coding region: 342-635 (97 amino acids)
Biological process (GO): animal organ morphogenesis; positive regulation of gene expression; cell differentiation
Cellular component (GO): cytoplasm
Molecular function (GO): growth factor activity; fibroblast growth factor receptor binding
Source: RefSeq, a predicted model, not a curated record
UACUCUGUGAGAGUUGAUUUAACACUGGACAUUUUGCUGUGUAGUUCUGCAGCACCAUGAAGAAUAUAGCUUACUUCUUGCCAUCUGUCAUUCAGUGGCACGUCUCAUUUUUUCUUUUUUGAGUCUGUGCCGGUUUCUUUACAAGCAAGUCAUCUAAACCGCCCGUUGUGUGUAUCCUGUUUUUCUUUUGUCUUGUGGGAUAAAAAAAAAAAAGAAAAAAAGAAAAAGCCUCCCAGGAGCAUAUGGAUGUCUGGUUUCCUAAUCGGUAAUGAUAGAGCGGCUUUUGAUGGGGAAACACUCCUUCCCUAACCCAGCGUCCCGUUCCUUCUCUUCCAGGUCUGAUGGAAAUCCGAUCCGUCAGCGUGGGGGUCGUGGCCAUCAAGUCUGUCAGCACCGGGCUGUACUUAGCCAUGUCUAAAAAAGGGACGCUGUUUGGAUCGGUGAAAUACAACCCCAGCUGCAAGUUCAAGGAGCGGAUCGAGGAGAACGGGUACAACACGUACGCCUCCCUGCGGUGGAAGCACGGCGGGCGGCAGAUGUUCGUCUCGCUGAACGGGCGGGGCAAACCGCGGAGGGGCCACAAGGCGCGACGCAGACACCCCUCCACCCACUUCCUCCCCAUGCUGCCCUCGUAGGGCGACCCGCGCCCCCCCCCCCCCCCAACGUCCAUCCGUACCAGUGUCCCGUCACUAUCGUUAUCAUUAUUAUUAUUAUUAUUAUUAUUAUUAUUAUUAUUACUACUACUACAAACCCUCCUCCAUACGUGUACAUUUGUUGGGGAUUAUACACCAUUUCGUUUGCCGGAGUUGCGGGGG